GACGAGCUAACGGUGUAGCUCCGGUCUGAGCUCUGAUUUAUACUGAAAUGCGGGACUAAUGUGAUUAAAUAAGCGUUUAAAUUGUAUGAAAUAUUGUGUCUGUGGAAUAUAUAAAGCGCAAUGUAUCGCUCUCAGUACGCAUUUAAAUCUAAGGAGCCGAACUCGCUGUGUUUCUCGGCCGGUGAGAGUUUCCUGAUCCUGGAGAGAAGCAGCCAGCACUGGUGGUUGGGGUCGCGCUGCAGCUCCGGAGAGACCGGCUACAUCCCCGCCUCAUACCUACAGAAAAUACCGGCACCGGAGCAUGACGAGGUGCUGCAGUCGAUUGACAGAGCGAUCGAGGGGGUUCAUAAUGUAGCCAUGAAGAACGGAGGCAAAUACAACCUGGAACAGAGAGAAGUGCUGCAGAAGUUAAUCCACCAUAGAAAAGAGACGCUGUCCCGCCGGAGCCCGACGCCGUCCAAUCACAGAGCAGGAAUCCCAUCCUCCAGCAGUGAGGUGUCGCUCAGCUCCGCCCACCAAGCUCCUAACGGCCUGAGCCGCGCCCACAGCUGCCAGGCCAACGAAUCGAUCACGGAUAACACGGAGAACACAAACGUACCCGGACUUUACCAGGUUCCUCCUCAGCCCCGUCGAGCUGCUCCCAUAACCCCACCUGCCCCAGAGAAACAGAGAGAAAGCCGACGCCCAGCUCCGGAGGUUCCAGUCCGAGUGAGCUCCACCCACGGUCCUGAUCCCAGCGCCCCUGUCGCCCAGUCUCCCAGCCUGAGUUCUUCCUCCUCUCAGUCCGGCUCCACCAGCUCCGUCGUCUCAUCCGACGCCAGUCUUCCCAGCGCUUCCAGCACGCCGCCGCCGGUGCCGAGCCGAGCCAAAGCUCCGCCCCCUCCCCCGGCCGACCAAUCCCACGUCAAAACCACACCUGUCCCGUCUUCAUCUGACUCUCUCUACUUGAAAACAACCCCUGACUCCGCCCACUCCAAGAGCCCGGCGCCCACGCCCCCUGCUGACUCCGCCCACUCUAAGAGCCCGGCGCCCCCUCCCCCUGCUGACUCCUCCCACUCCGUAAGCCCCACGCCCCCUGCUGACUCCGCCCACUCUAAGAGCCCGGCGCCCCCUCCCCCUGCUGACUCCUCCCACUCCGUAAGCCCCACGCCCAGCCCUCUACCCAACCUCUCAUUGUCUGAAGAAAGCCUCAACUUUCAGUCUCAGCCAAUCGGGUCACGUCCUACACCCGAGGACCAGUCAGAAGUCGAGUGGCCCUCGGCCCCUCCCCCCGUGUCUCUGAGCCCCACGGCUAGCGAUGGUCCCUCGGCGGUUUCCAAGACGACGGGCGCGGAGCUGAUCGAGCUGGUCAGGAGGAACACGAACCUCAGUUACGAGAUGUCACGCGUCGCAGUGGGCGUCGUCGUCGGCCAUCUUCAGGCGAGCGUCCCGGGAGUGGCCGCCGAGCUGGAGCAAGUGCUGCUGUCAUUGGUCGAGAGCAAGGACCUGAGUGGGGCGUUACCGCGGGGGCAGGUCUGCCACGACGAGCAGCGCUUGGAGGUGAUCUUUAGCGAUCUGGCACGUCACCGCGACGACUCGCAGCAGCGGAGCUGGGCCCUGUAUGAGGACCACGAGCUCAUCACCUGUUACCUGGAGGAACUGCUGCAGAUACUGACAGAUGCAGAUCCAGAGGUGUGUAAAAGGAUGUGCCGGGCCAAUGAGUUCGAACCCGUGCUGUCUCUGGUCUCCUACUACCAGAUGGAACACCGGGUGUCUCUGCGCCUCCUGCUGCUGAAGGUGUUCGGAGCGAUGUGCGCCCUGGACGCCGCGCUCAUCUCCACCCUGCUCAACUCCAUCCUGCCCAUGGAGCUCGCCCGGGACCUGCAGAGCAACACACAGGAGCAUCAGAAGAUGUGUUACACAGCGCUGGUGUUAGCCAUGAUCUUCUCCACCGCGGAGCAGCUACCCUACCGCCAUUACGAUCACCUGAACUCUGCCUUCGUUCGCUUCCUGCUGGACGUCAUCGAGGACGGUCUUCCAUCAGAUCCUACAGAACAGCUCCCUGACCUGUGUGUCAACCUGCUGCUGGCCUUCAACCUGCACCUCCCGGUGCCUGAGAGUAACAUGGUGAUGCAGACACUGACGAAGAGACACAACGUUAAAACGCUCAGUGAGAAAAUCCUACUGCUGCUCAACAGAGCAGAGGACCCGGUGUGUGUGUUUAAACACGCCCCCCCGCCCCCCCACGCCGUGCUGAAGUUUCUGCACGACGUCUUUGCCAGCCGCGACACGGCGGACAUCUUCUACCGCACCGACAUGAUGGUGAUGAUCGACAUCGCCGUGCGCCAGAUUUCCGACCUCUCUCCUGGAGAUAAGCUCAGGAUGGAGUAUCUGUCGCUCAUGCACGCCGUCAUGCGCUCCACCGAUUACAUGCAGCACCGGCACAGGAUGUCGGACCUACAGGCCACGCUGCAGAGGAUUCUGGGAGAGGAGGACGACCCCGGGGAGGAGGAGGGCUGUGCACGGGCCAGGCAGAUGGAUAAACUCAUAGUGCAGCAGAUUCAUGCCGAGUUUCCUCAGAUCGCCGCAGAGUGACGAUACACUCAGGGUCACGAGUUCACAGCUAGAACGAGCAUCAAACUUACAAAUCUAAACAUAACCUAAUACUCUAGUAUAAGACUCACAUCGAUAAACAGAUCCGCUUUGUAUUCUGGACUAUAAUCACCCCGGGUGUUUACGCUCCCUGCUUAGAACGCGUCUGUGGUGCGGCCCAGUUUAACUACAUGACAAAAUGAGCCAUGAAAAGCAAUGGGCCUUCCUCAAACUGUUGCCACAAUGUUAUAGAAUUGAUUUCUUAAGCCUGGUUAUCAAUUAGGAGACGAUAACGAGGAAUCAUCUCAUGUCGCUGAUCGGCCUUUAACGGUCUGAGCGUGUCAUGACGUGUCUGAUCAUCGAGAGCUUCACACCCGGCUGCAGGUUCUAGUCCUGAAAAUACGGCCCUAAACUGAGCACUGAUUUGGGACUCGAACAGACACCCCUCAAGCUCGAGUCCUAACGAAUGUACUAAUCAGAUUCAUUCAUCCGAUUCCAACUGGAACCUCGCAGCAGCAGCAUCUAGGCAGCUUGUCUUCAUCUAGGGACUCGAACCUGUCACGUUCUGUUACAUACGGCGGGAACUUGGUCUGUUUUCUGUUUCCCUUGCAGCGGGUCAUUAGAGUUCAAACUAAAACUGCGACUGUAUAGAAUGGAGUUCGAUUAUGUUGUUAUUUGUUUGUUUGUUUUGAGAAAGAGUGGAAGAAAAUACACAGAUGAGCCAAAACGGUGGAACCACCUCCCAAAAAAUGUGUACGCCAACGCCUGUGAGGGAUCUGUUAGAUGUCGGGCUGAUGGAGGUUCUCUUUUAUUAUAAUUUUGUCUGAUUUACCACCAUAUUCUGUUCAGUAGAAUGAAAAUAACAAUGUAAGACACCCUCACAAUAUUCAGUCCAGUUUAGUGCCAUUAUUUAUUCAUGUUUUAACCUCUACCUCUGAACCUACAGCUGAACCGUCUCUGUGCGUCCGCGUGUUUUAGUUCGUGUUUGUGAUGCGUAACGCUGCAGGUUCCUGUUUGCUCAGUCGUAGCUACAAUUAUCAUUUAAUUCCACUAUUAAUGUUAAUGUUACCGACGAUACACGAACGUGCAGCAAAUAAAACAUGCAUGGAGCUAAUAAAUUCAGAAAUCUUUCUGAAUAAAUGAAAUGUGGUUGUGAGAGUCGUUUACUGAGUUUGUGUAUCGUGCAGGGAUUUCUGUCAUGUUGCUAUCUCCAGUGUUUUAUGAUUAAGCAGACAGACCUGGUCAUAAAGCCUUUGUUUUUCUGCGCAUGUUAUCUCAGAGAGAAAAUAGAAACGCAGUGUUUAUAAUUGCUAAUUAAAAUGUCUAAUUACACCACAGAAUAAAGUCUGAUUAAAAUGACUAACUAAAAUAAUAAUAAUAACAAUUCAUUUAUAGAAGAAUCCAGUGCUCCAGUUGGUUGCUUAAUUCUCAGCUGAAUCCCUGUGAUGGAUUGGCACCCUGUCCGGUGUUUCCCUGUGGAAGUGGGUUUGCUGUGACCCUAACCAGGAUAAAGCGGUUAAUGAAAAUGUAAUAAUAAUCAGUACACACUAUUAAAUAGGAAUAUUAAACAGGAGCAGCACAUAAAAUCACAUGAAUGCAUUAUUGUAUUAAAUUUUAUUUGACUCUA
Messenger RNA from Trichomycterus rosablanca, 4198 nucleotides. Its product is annotated as NCK-interacting protein with SH3 domain-like. Gene Ontology annotation, biological process: endocytosis. Gene Ontology annotation, molecular function: Arp2/3 complex binding; protein binding. NCBI's taxonomy places the organism in Eukaryota, Metazoa, Chordata, Actinopteri, Siluriformes, Trichomycteridae. The coding region runs from base 121 to 2574 and encodes 817 amino acids. The transcript is spliced from 13 exons. The record is from RefSeq and is a predicted model, not a curated record.